Molecule: messenger RNA, 870 nt
Organism: Peniophora sp. CBMAI 1063
Lineage: Eukaryota; Fungi; Basidiomycota; Agaricomycetes; Russulales; Peniophoraceae
Source: the annotation of a GenBank genome assembly
AUGCCUCCCUUCGCUGCAUUGCCUGUCGAGCUCGUCCGUGAUAUACUCGAGCUCGCCGCCGAGGGCGACUUGGCGACCUCUACCACUCUCACGCGCGUGAACCGUGCAGUCAAAUCAUGGAUUGAGCCAGCACUUUACGAGACAGUCGUACUCGAGUCUGCAUCUGCUCUAUCCUCCUUCUCCGCCGUACUCGAACAACGACCACGCCUCGCCGCGCACGUCAAACACCUCGGCCUCAUCGCGCCAGGCCCUAUACCCACCGUACACCGCAUACUGCACGCAUGUGCCCGCGUACCGAGUCUGGCAUGCGGCUUCUCGCUGCCCUCGUACGCCACUCAAUUCGCCGGUGAACCGCCCCUUGCCCUCGCCGCGCGCGAGCAGCACCUCCUCAUGUCCGCCUGCCGCGACGGCCGCUGGGACUCCGCGCUCGCGUCGCCCUACACAACACACCUGCGUCUACACAUAGACGCCGAGAGCUGGGACGUGCUAUCUCCCGCACGGUUGGCUGCCUGGCCAGCGCUGACACAUUUCGCUGUCGUGCUAUCACCCUGUACGCCGAUACCGAGCGCACCAGACGACAUCCCCGACGCCCUACUUUCGUUCCUCCGCGUAUUGGACGAACUUCCGCUACAAGUCCUCCUCGUCCAAGUCGCCGGCGGAAAGACGCGGAAACGGAGCGCGGUGCAGCGUCUCAGGGCGCUCGGGAAGGAAAACAAUGCGCGCAGGCUAGUCGUCGAGCCCGCGCCUGUUAGCACCGUGCGUCAGUGGGAGGAUACCGCGCGGAUGGGUGGCACCGGCGCGAUGUGGGAUAGUGCUGUGGCCGAGGUAGCCUCGCGCAAGGAGAACUGGGCAGCGGCGACUACGUCAUGA